AUGCGCAGAGAGCCCGGUCACCUGCUGGGGAUCAGACGCGAACAAGGAAGUCUGUCGCUGAAUACUGGAUGUCAGCCUGAACCAAAUUAAAAUUCACCUUCGUCGGAUAGUUGCGAUCCGCUCGCCGGCUCCUGGCUGCGUCGGCGCGACAAGAUGUUCAAAAAGCUGAAGCAGAAGAUCAACGAGGAGCAGUCACCGCAGAGGAAUGCGCAGUCACCACAGCAGGCCCAGUUGGACUCUAGUGACCGGCGCAGCAGCCAAACCCCCCCGUGUCAUCAUGAUGGAUCCCCCUCUCCCAGUGACAGAGAGAUGCUGGCUGGGAUGAUAGCAGAGCCCGCUUUUCUCUCUGAGUAUACUAUCUUUGCUCUGGACCAUUCAAAACGACCUCAAACGGCACAGGUAGCCAGUGUGGGAGCCUCUAAAGGACCAGCCAGGUCUCCCAGAGGUAGCAUCAAUGGCGAAGGAAGUGCUUCUCCUCAUAGAGAGGAGCCGCAGUCAUUUGCCCAGAAACUGCAGUUAAAAGUUCCCUCGAUGGAGUCGUUGAUUCGCGUCGGUGCCAGUCGGGCGGAAAAUCUGUUCCGUUCUCCCUCCAAAGAGAACCUGGUCCGAAGCUCAUCGCGGGACUCCCUGACUCCUUUGGGAGAAAACGAGUCCCCGGGCGGCGCCACUACAUAUGAUCCCCCCUCAGAUAUUGAGAGUGAGGCUGAGGAGCCACCAGGAAGUGCAGAGUCCCUUUCCAAAGAGCAGCUGUUGCACCGACUGCUUCAAGUGGAGAGGAGUCUGGGGAAGUACAGAGGAAAGUACUCAGAGCUGGUUACUACGUACCGAACAGUACAACGAGAUAAAGAAAAAACACAGGCCAUCCUCAGUCAGAGUCAAGACAAAGCUCUCCGCAGGAUAGGGGAGCUGCGGGAGGAGCUUCAGAUGGACCAGCAGGCCAAGAAACACCUACAGGAAGAGUUUGAUGCUGCGCUAGAGGAGAAAGACCAGAUGAUCACUGUCCUCCAAACACAAGUUGCUCUGUUGAAGAAACGAGUCAAGGUGGUCUCUGACGUUGCUCUGCCACCUGAAGAUGACGUACAUCAGUCUGAAGAUACAGAAGGCUAUUCUUCUGCCACACAAAGUCCUUCCAAGCAAGACGUCGAGCCUGAGGCUGCUGAGGGAGAGGGCAACAGUGAUCCAACCAAACUCAUGGAGGCUCUACAGAAGAGAGUGAAGAGGCAGGAAAACCUCCUGCAGAAGUGCAAAGAAGUGAUGCGAACACACAAGGAGCGCAGCGCCCAGCUGGGCAGUGAGAAUGAAACUCUGCAGGAGCAGCUGCAGGAAAGACUGCAGGAGCUCGAGAAGAUGAAGGAACUGCACACAACAGAAAAGACUAAGUUGAUCACUCAGCUGCGUGAUGCCAAGAACCUCAUUGAACAGCUGGAGCAGGACAAGGGAAUGGUCAUUGCGGAGACAAAGCGCCAGAUGCACGAGACGUUGGAAAUGAAAGAAGAGGAGAUUGCUCAGCUACGCUCCAGGUUCCAGCAGGCUACUGUCCAGAAAGAAGAAUUACAGGAACAGAAGGAAAAGGCUGAGAAAUCAGCAUUUGAAGAACUUGAACGAGCACUGGGUGUAGCUCAGAGGGCGGAGGAGGCCCGGAAGCAGCUGCAGCUUCAGAUGGAGGAGCAAAUGAGAAAUUUCCAAAGGGCCAGUGAUGAAGAGAGGAAGAUUCUGCAGAAGGAACUGACACGAGUCAAAGAGCAACUGGUCAUUAUCAUGAAGAAAUCUGCAGAGGAGACAGUGGCUGGUUUGGAAAGACUCCACAACGAAGCUCUGGCUGUUAAAGAAGCCGAGACCAGUGCCAGAAUCAGCAAAGCUGUGGAGGAAUGCAAAGAUGAGUUCACCCAGUUAGCCAAGGAGCAGGAGCAGCAGGCCUCUCUGGCUCUGGAGGACAAAGAGUUACAGAAGACCGCACUGAGGACUGAAGCUGAUAACAAGGUUAAAGACAUACAGCUGGAGCUGGAAACUGCAAGGACUAGAAUACUGGAGCUGGAAAGCUCUCUGGAGAAGAUCUCACAAGAUGGACCAAGUCUGUCCCACGAACUUUCCAGUAGGUUGGAAGAGCUGCAAGAUAAACACAAAGAGCAAAUCUCUGCACACAGAGUCGAGGUGGAGACCCUUCUGAAGGACAAAGAGCUGCAGUUCCAAGCAUACGUCGAAGACUUGAACCAGAAAACAUUAGAGAAACUGGAUGCAAAGCAGGCAGAACUAGAAGCUCUUUCCUCGGAACUGUCUGAGGCCAUGGCGAGUAAACAGCUUCUGGAGGAGAAGUUGGUGGCUGCUGAAGAUGCUCAAAGUUUGGCUCAAAAAGAGCAUGAGGAGAAGUUUCAUGACCAAGUGGCAAAGCACAAUUUGGAGCUUACAAACAUCAAACAGGAGCACGAGCAGUCCCUUAAAGGUAUAGAGAAAACUCUGAAGGAGGAACUUAAUGCGAUGCAGAUCUUACUGAGGGAAAAGGAGAAGGAAAUUGAGGAACAAAUCCUUCGAGAAAAAACACUACAAGAGGAAUCACAUUCCAAUGUGCAAGAACUAAAUGUUAAGGUUAAGGAACUGGAGCAGCUGCAACAAAGUUUAUCACAAUCCCAGUUGGAAAAUGGCAGCCUAAAGGAGUCUAGUUCAAAGUUAAGUAAGCUCUUAGAGGAUCUCGAUCAAUGUAAGAAAGAUUUGGCAGAUUUGGAGCAUCAGCUGGAAGUGGCAAAGAAUGAUUGUCAAGAAAAAGAGAAGUCACUUCAAGAACUAGAAAACCAGUUACAAGAGACCAAAAAGGACCUGUCAGUGCAGGAGAAGUCAUUUACCUCAGAAGUGAACAGUAACCAGGAGGAACAAGCACGCCUCAAGAAACAGCUGGAUGAUGAAAAAGCUGCCUUUGAGAAGAAGAUGAAAAGCACUAUAACUGAGAUGGAAACUAAGCUGAAAUCACAGGAAACAAAAAUGGAAAGGUUCAAGCAGAAGGCCAAAGAAAUGCAGGAGAAUUUCAAGAAAAAGCUCCAGCAGAAUGAAGAGACCAUAAAGAAGGAACUUGCAAAGAAGGAGGCAGAGCUCCAAAAGAAAGAGCAACAAGUUCAAGAAAAAAUUCUCGAGAUGGCCCAAAAAAGCUCCCAAGGCCUCAGCACCGCGAUGUCAGAGCUGCAGGCCAACCAUAAGGAAGAAGUGGAGAAGCUGCGCGACAACCAUAAGCGUGACGCAGAGGAGCUGGAGCGUCUAUGGCGAGAGAAGUUUGGACAGCAGGAAGAGGAAAUGAUGGAAAAACACUCACUCGUACUACAGGAGAAGGCACAGGAACUGGAGGAAUUAUCUCAGCAACUUGGCAGAAGCAGAGAGGAGACUGAGCAAGUGAAAAACUUAAAGGAGGACCUGGCAAUCCGAGAAACCACUGUGCAGAAGCUGCAAGAGGAGCUUAACGAAGCAGCGGUGAAGCUGGAAAGUUUGUCUCAGGGUGAGGCGUUGCUGAAAGAGCAAAUGGAGUCAGUGGAGAGGAACCUUAACCAGGCAAUGAAUGAGAGAAAUGCCCUCCAGGAUAAACUGAACACGACAGAGGAAGAAAGCAGAGAGACGUUGAAGACUUUGUCAGACAAGUUGGAGGAAACGGAGAAGCAGCUCAAAGCGCUGGAAGGUUCCAGAUGUGAGGAAAGUGAGGUCUUGCAGAAUAAAUGUGAGGAAUCCGCCAUUCAACUACGAGCCAAGGAAGCAGAGUUCCAACGGCAGUUAAUAAUGAUCAGCAACCAAAUGGAGCAUUACUGUCAGGAGGUUCAGUCUAAAGUGGAGUGUGGAUCUAAUGAACUCCGUCAACGAGUCGAAUGUCGGGUGGAUGAGCUGAAAGAUAGACUGCUGUGUAGUCAGAAAAAGGUAGGGCAUCUCAAAAACACUGUCCUUGCUAAAAUGGAUAGAAUUUGCACUUUAGAAGAGACUCUGCGCCAGCAGACGGAGCACAAUAAGAAUCUAUGCAUUUCAUUAGAACAGAUGACUGCUCAGGUAAAUGCUCAUAUGGAGCAUAUCACAGCCUUAACACAUGACAAAGAGAAUCAUGUUCAGUCUGUCAAUGAAAAAGUUCAGAAACUCGAGGAGCUGAGCGAAGCAAACAGAAUCAUAUCGGAGAGUAUGAAAACAACCGAGGUGCAUAUCAGUGACUUGGAAAGCAUCGUUAGUGACUUGAGAAACCAGCUAGAAAGUAGCAUUAAAGAGAAGGAGGAAGCCAUAAAUCAGCUGAACCAGCAGUAUACAGAGGAGAGACAACAAAUGAAGGAGACCGUUGAGAGAUUAGAGCAGGAGAGGAAGUCUGCAUUGGAGCAGGCCGACACGCUCAGGAACAGUCAGUCUGAGUAUGAGAACAAAGCGGAGACAAAGUUCAUCCAGAAUGACGACACCAUUACAUCUCUACAGACCAGGCUCGACGAGCUGGAGCGAGAAAUCUCUGUAAAGAAUGAAGCUCUGCAAAGCCUGACGGCGAGUGCUGACAAUCAGUCCAUCAGCAAGUCUGAGAUGGACCAGGUGCUGAGCGAGAAAGAGCAGAAGGUCAGCGGACUUACCUCGGAGCUGGAGAGUUGCAUCGCCCGACUCGACGAGCUCCAGGAGCAGUUGGCCUUAAAGACAAAAGAGUGUGAACAACUCGCCGCCGAUCUAAAGCAGCAACAUGGCGUCAGGGAGAGUGAAAAGAGAGAGCUGGUCGAGCAGCUGCAGAAGACACAGAUGCAGUGCGCCCAGAAUGGUAACGUAGAGCAGGAGAUGGCAGGGAAAUUGCUCUCCCUCAAGGAAGACAACCACAAGUGUAAACUCGAGCUUGAGAGUCAAAGGGAGGAAUUUGAAAGGAUGAGAGAUGAGAUUAUCAAGAGCAAGGAGGAGAGUCUGAAGGCAACUGAGGAUAAGUUAUCUUCAGAGAGCGCUCGCAAAGUGUCAGAGCUGAAGAAGAAAGCUGAGCAGAAGAUCGGCCAGAUUAGAAAACAGCUGACAUCGCAGCUCGAAGAAAAAGAGCAGGCGAUCAAGGCUCUUCAGACCAGCCUGGAGGAAAUCAAGAGCAGUGAAACAUCCAGCAAACAACACAUAGAAACGUUAAAAGAGAGGACAAAAACGCUGGAGGAAGCUCUCGUCAAACUAAAAGAUGAGCAGGGGGAACAACUUGAGCAAAUUCUUAGUAAUGAAAGGCUUGAGAAGGAAAAGUCUCUGGUAGAAUUGAAACACAUGUACGAAGAGAAGUUGUCCUCAGUUAUGGAAGAUACAGCUCAACAAGGGGAACUCAAGGAAACCAGAUCAGCUCUGCACGAAAUCGAGGCUAAGUUAAACGAAGCAGAAGAGCAGAAUCAAAACCUUCUUUCAGAAAUAAACCAACUGAAAGAAGAAAUGUGUGAGAAGGAAGCCAAGCUUAAUCAACUCCAGGGAGCGAUUAAACAACCAGGGGUUGAGGCUGAGAUGAAGGUGGAAUGUAGCAGCGUGCAGCAAACCAUGAGCGUGAUGGAAAACGAGGUUGAGAACCACUCAGCCACGCAAGAACCGGACGGCGAUUCCCUGGAUUCUCUCAAGAACAAACUGAGUCAGGUGGUGAGCGAGAAGGAGAAAAUCCAUAAGGACUUCACCAGGUUACAGAAAGACAUCCGGCUACUGAGGAAGGAGCACGAACAGGACAUAGAGUACAUGAAGAAAGAGUUGUCAGAGGAGAAUGAGAAAAGGCUCAAAAUGGAGUUGGAAGAUGUGGAAAUGAAGCACAAUUCUGCCAUCAAGCAUUUAAUGAGAGAGGUCAACACACAAAUGGCCUUAAAGGAGCGGGACCUUGAUGCAGCAGUGAAGGAAGCCAUUGCGAAGGCCCAGAGUGUGGAAGCAGAGCUCAUCAAUGUCCACCGUGACGAAGCCAGUCAGCUUAGGAAGAUGAUCGCCCAGAAGGAGGAUGAUUUGCACAGAACUGUUAAGAAAUAUGAGCAGAUUAUAGAGAGUCGAGAGGAGGAGAUGGGAGACAGAGUGUGGCAGGUUCAGAAGGAACUGGAGGAGUUGCAGACAAGGAGUCAUGGCACCUCUGAGAUGAGCACAGAAGAACUACAGGCUCAGCUUGCUGAGAAGACUACCUUGCUGAGCGGGACUCGGCUGAAGGAGCAGGAAUUUGUUGAGAAAAUUCACUCGCUCGAGGACAAGAUUAGAUGCUUGAACCGAAAAACGGUUGUAACUCAUCUCGGGAGCUCAUUCAAAGAUCCUGUUUUCAGCAGCUCUGAUGCCCUGUCGGAACCCGCUGAGAUGGAGUACCUGAGGAAGGUGUUGUUUGAAUACAUGAUGGGACGUGAAACAAAGACAAUGGCCAAAGUGAUAACCUCCAUGCUCAAGUUUUCUCCCGACCAAGCGCAAAAGGUUUUUGACAAAGAGGACUCGAAACCAACUCCUUGGUUACGGUGAGUGUCUGAAUAAUUCGGAUACUUUUGGAUGAAAAUAUGCUCCUGCUGCUCCUGAAGGGGAAGACUGCCAGGGAUUUGAUCGAGCCCUUCUCCCUGCAUUUUUAGUUUUUGUCAUUUUUGUGUGUGUGCAUGUGGCCGUGUCUGUGUGUGUGUGUUUGCGUGUGCGGUAUGUAUGACUUUCUGUAAAGGUUUGAGGGAAUUAGGAGAGAAUAUGCCAGAAACACAAAUCUUCCAUGAAUCCAGUUUUACGCUGAAAUUGAGUUUGUUAAUUUAUACAUUUUAGAUGAAGAUAAAUGGGUUUCUCUUUUAUUUAAGUGUGUUCAUAUGGAUUGGCUUGUGCAAUAAAUAAUAUCGUUAUCAUGUAUUGAUUCUGACGGUCAGUUGAUUAAUAGGUUCCUGUGUUGUGCUGUUGUGUGAAUCACUUCCUGUGUAAAACUGUCAACGACCCUUUAACUGUGCACUUGCACCAAGUUAAGACACUGGCCUCUGGACCUUGUUUGUUUUACGCAGCUUUUCUAUACUUUAUAUCCUGUCACUGAUGCUGACAUAGAACCCAAAAUCACAAAACUGUAAAUUGUGCUAUGAUAAUUUAAACUGUACCAUAGGGCACUAAAUGACUUGCUAUACAUUUUCAGAUUAACAAAUUAAAUCUUAUUUACAGAA
Molecule: messenger RNA, 7076 nt
Organism: Scophthalmus maximus (turbot)
Lineage: Eukaryota; Metazoa; Chordata; Actinopteri; Pleuronectiformes; Scophthalmidae
Gene: golga4
Product: golgin A4
Exons: 25
Coding region: 154-6414 (2086 amino acids)
Biological process (GO): Golgi vesicle transport
Cellular component (GO): Golgi apparatus
Molecular function (GO): small GTPase binding
Source: RefSeq, a predicted model, not a curated record